Gregarina niphandrodes is the source of this 810-nucleotide messenger RNA. RefSeq names its product AAA domain protein. The record is from RefSeq and is a predicted model, not a curated record. NCBI's taxonomy places the organism in Eukaryota, Apicomplexa, Conoidasida, Eugregarinorida, Gregarinidae. The coding region runs from base 1 to 810 and encodes 269 amino acids. Gene Ontology annotation, biological process: telomere maintenance via recombination; resolution of mitotic recombination intermediates; double-strand break repair via synthesis-dependent strand annealing. Gene Ontology annotation, molecular function: four-way junction DNA binding; ATP binding; ATP-dependent DNA damage sensor activity. The transcript has a single exon. Gene Ontology annotation, cellular component: replication fork; Rad51C-XRCC3 complex.
AUGACACCAGCCGCUUCCUUCACGGUACCGCCGCCGCGAGCGUCGUUGAUUGCCUUGCUCAAGGCCAUCUCCGUCGGCAAGUCAGAACACGGCGAGCUAGAACACAACCGAGAUUACGACCGAGACGCGGAUCGCCAGUUGUUCGCGACGGGUCUGCCACGACUGGACGCGGCGCUCGGGGGCGGUUUGGCGAGUGGGUUGCUUCACGACGUGCAUGGCGCCGCGGGACUGGGCAAAACGCAGCUGGCCUUCGCCGUUCUGGGCGAAACGCUCCUGCGCCACCCGACGGCCCUUUGCGUCUGGCUGCACACGGAGGGCACUUGCGCCAUCGAACGUCUACACCAAAUGCUCCAAAGCAAAAUCUCAGGUCGUGGGUUGGCAGAGGAAGGUCGGGAGGCGGAAGGGGCCCGACGGCUCCUACACAGGGUGUUUGUAAAGCAAAUCAGGGACCCCGAAGAGUUGAUUAAACAGGUCCAGCAAAUGGAACAGCUGGACUGCUCAGUAGUCGUCAUCGACUCCGUGGCGCAACUGUUCCGCUACAACGACCGACCGGGCAACCUCCCGCCGGGCAACGUCCGAUCCGGCCACGUCUCAUCGGACCGCGUCCGACCGGGCUACGCACCUAGUGUACGACGUCCCCGACUCGAACCAAGGUUAGAACCGCAGCGACUGCGUGCUUUAUCGCCGGAGCCGGCGGCCGGAGACCGGGGCCGGAGACCUGGCGGCCGGUGCCCUGGCUGCCGGAGACCCGGCGGCCGGAAGCCUGGCAAGGACUCGGGUCUCACCAAAGACGUUUUACCGGCGGCGUAG